AGAACGUUGGAACGUUAUGAGUGGUGGCCCUACUGUUCACACGAAAAGGUCUAAAUAUUCUUCUCCCUGUGAUUUAUGUUCUAGUCGUCGUAUCCGAUGUUCAGAACAAAGGCCGUGCCUAGGAUGUAUUAAACGUGGGGUGGAAUGUACUAACAAUAGAAUUAAAAAGAAGACUGGUCCAAAGGGCAGUCGAAAUAAGCAGAACAUUACCAACAAGUUCCCUUUAAACGGCAAUGGUCUUCAUAUUCAGAUGAUGCUGCUGGUACUGCUGCUGAUUCAGCUGCCACGACAAGAACUGUCUCAGCUGCUGGUACUGCCACCACAAAUCAAUCAACACACACUGCCACCACACCUUGGGUUUAAUCCUGGCGGUGAACCAUUCAUAUUCAAGUAUCCUAUCUCCACUAUAUUGAAGUAUCUUGAUAUCUACCAAAAGAUGUUUUAUGGUAUUUGGCCAGUUUUAAAUAUAAAUAGGCUAAUAUCACAGUUGAUAUCGAUCAAUUUCCAUGAAGACAUGACUCGUGAAGCAUCGAUUAUUUACACGCAAGUGUUAGCCAUUUGUGGGGCAAUUUCAAUGCAAGUUACAUUUCUUACUGAAAAGGCAAAGUUAAUUCAAGGACAAGGUAUAGAUGCCGAAUCGUGUAUAAAAGAAUGUAUCGCAAUUCGUGAGAAGUUUAACCAUAAGUUAGAUCUUGAUGAUGAUAUCUUGACAACAUCAUUAUUUCUUUAUGAAUAUUAUAUAAACACUUCUGGUGGAACAAAAGCAGCCAUGCUUUAUUUACGCGAGGCAAUAUCUAUGGCUCAAAUAAUGGGAUUGCAUGAUACAGCAACAUAUAACAACAAAACUGCAGGGGAAAUUCACAGACUAAGAAAGUUGUAUUAUAUGUUGAUGAUUACCGAGAGGUAUAUGUCUAUUGAAGAUGGAUUGCCAGUUAUAUUGGAUGCCUGCAUUCCAUUUCCACUGUUGGAAGAUGAAGAAUAUCCUGAUUUACUUACUGGGUUUACCGAAUUACUUAAGUUAUUUUCCGUACCUGACAAAUCAUUCUUCGAUAAGAUGGUUCAAAUAAGGAAAAUGUCAAGUAAUAUGGAAUUUCUUUCUAACUUCUUCCAUGAGUCUUCAACACCACCUUCUCAACGUUGGUUAGUUGAUGUGGAUAAACGCCUUGACAAUAUCAAGGUUUUGAAUUUUAUUUCUGAUAUUCAGAAAGUUAAUAUAUUGUUGUCUAAACAUUGGAUGAAAUCCUUGAAUUGGCAUAUUGCUUAUAAAAAUGGAUUAUUGGAUAAGGAUAGUACUGAAGAAAAUAGCUUAAGUUUAACAUAUCCGAAAACUAUCGCACAUGAAUUUUUGAAAUCAGUGACUAACUUACCAAUUUUUGCAUUUGAAUCCAACGGACCAGGCGUGGUUGUUAAGUUGUUAGAAAUUGCUCAAGGCUUAGCCGAUUCCAUUAAUGACAUGGCGUUAGUACGAGAAAAUUACAAUUCAAUUCCAAUUCAUGAUACAUUACAUUCAAUUUUCACUUUGAUUGCCAAAUUCAAAACUGAAGUAACUUUACCAACAGAGUUAUAUAGAAGAAUUGAAACAAUGGUUAAUAGUUAUUCAGUACCAAGACCAAUUGGAUAUCUCGAAGAACUUUCAUCCGAGUCUGAUCAAUCAGAAGACAAUCAAUAUUCACGAUUCAGGGAAAACUUGGAUGACGACUUUAUUACAAAGUUGAAUGAUUCUGUAUUUAAUAACUCCCAGGAUCCAUUCCCAUUUGAAGAAUUGGAAAAUACAAAUGAUCCAAAGGAGAUUUAUAAUAGGAUUACCAGCAGACUAACUCCGCAGCAGAUGGAAACUUUUGAGUAUUUAUUAGCAUCAACUGUCAAUUCAACACCAAGAAUGCCCUCACCUUUAUCAACUCAACUAGGACUCAACAAACAAUUUAAUGUGUAAGCUUUUAAUAAUAUGUAUAAUUUGUAUAAUUUAUGAAUAAAAUGGGCACUUUUGUAGUGCAUUUGAAUAGACGCUC
Molecule: messenger RNA, 2009 nt
Organism: Spathaspora passalidarum NRRL Y-27907
Lineage: Eukaryota; Fungi; Ascomycota; Pichiomycetes; Serinales; Debaryomycetaceae
Product: fungal specific transcription factor domain-containing protein
Exons: 1
Coding region: 254-1933 (559 amino acids)
Biological process (GO): DNA-templated transcription
Molecular function (GO): zinc ion binding; DNA binding
Source: RefSeq, a predicted model, not a curated record